This is a messenger RNA of Rhodotorula graminis WP1, 768 nucleotides long. RefSeq lists its product as uncharacterized. The record is from RefSeq and is a predicted model, not a curated record. The transcript has a single exon. Lineage: Eukaryota; Fungi; Basidiomycota; Microbotryomycetes; Sporidiobolales; Sporidiobolaceae. The annotation marks the transcript as partial.
CACCAACCCUCGCGCGCCUCGGCGCCGCGCCCGCCGCCGAGCGUCACGACGGCGUACCUUGCCGCGCCGGGCCCGCCGCACGGGCACGGGCACGGGCACCCGGGCUCGGGCGCGGGCACGGGCGCGGGGCAGGGGCAGGGGAGGAGGGAGGGCGCUGUGGGUGCGGGUGCGGGAGGGGCGACGGGCGCGUACGGCGCGGCAGGAGGGGGAGGGGGCAGGAGGAACGGCGCACCGCCGCUCGCGCUGCCGAUGCGCCCGAGCCAGGGCCCCCCGAGCCACGGCCACGGCCAGGGCGGCGGGGCGUUCAACCCGGCCUUCCACGGCGGCAUGAGCGGCGGCAUGACUGGCGCCGGCGGCGUGUUCAUCCCGGCGUUCGGCGUCGGCGCGGGCGCGGGCAUGGGCAUGGUCGGAGGAGGAGGAGGAGGAGGAGGGGUCCCGGGCCCGGGCGCGCCGCCGUUCGACAUGGGCGCGUUCGCCGGCAUGGGCAUGGGCAUGCCGGGCAUGUUCGGCAUGGGUGGCAUGGGCAUGGGCGGCAUGGGCAUGGGCGGCGGGUUCGACAUGGGCGGGUUCGGCGGCGGUGCGGGCGCGGGCGGGAUGGGCGUCUUUGGGGCGCCUGGCGGCAUGGGGAUGGGAGUGGGGGUGGACCUCGGCUACGGGAUGGGGACGGGCUUGGGCUUGGGAGGACCCGGUAUGGGAGGAGGAGGAGGAGGAGGAGGGGCGGGAGCGUUCGACGGCGGGGCGAAGAAGCGCAGCCGGACGGACGGCUGA